Amborella trichopoda is the source of this 1725-nucleotide messenger RNA. The record is from RefSeq and is a predicted model, not a curated record. Lineage: Eukaryota; Viridiplantae; Streptophyta; Magnoliopsida; Amborellales; Amborellaceae.
CAGGCUCUUUGCACUUCAUACCAAUCUCCCGCUUCGCAGUCUCAAGUGGCGAAGAAAUCAUCUUAAAAACAGAGAGAGAGAGAGAGAGAGAGAGAGAGAGAGAGAGAGAGAGAGAGAGAGAGAGAGAGAGAGAGAUUUGAUGCAGUGAAUGGAUAAGAUGAUGUUGAUGACGAGAAGUGCUUAUUUUUUGAGAAAGAUUGUGAAUACUGAUAGCAGGAGGACAUUUAGCAGCACAUGUAACAAUAAAAAUAGUUGGAGGAGGGCUCCUGCUUCUAUGGUGGAGAAUGAGGAGUUUAGGGUUUUCAUGGUUUGUGGAGAGGUCUCUGGUGACAUAAUCGGUGGCCGCCUCAUUUCCUCUCUUAAGCGCCUCUCCCCAUGUCCUCUGCGCUUCGCUGGAGUCGGCGGGUCCAUGAUGAAUAAUGAAGGCUUGAGAUCUCUUUUCCCCAUGGAAGAUCUUGCUGUAAUGGGCAUAUGGGAACUGCUACCCCAUUUGAAUAACUUCAGGAAGAGGUUGCUGGAAACAACAGAAGCAGCAUUUCUGUUUCAGCCCCAUGUUGUAGUGACAGUUGACUCCAAAGGAUUCUCAUUCCGUUUCCUGAAGUUAUUAAGGGCUAGAUAUAAUCAGCAAGGACUAAGUUGCCCUUUAAGGUUCCACUAUGUUGCACCUUCGUUUUGGGCAUGGAAAGGAGGUGAAGAGAGAAUGAAUGGGCUAGCUAAACUUGUGGAUCAUGUGUUAUGUAUUCUUCCAUUUGAGGUGGAUAUUUGUAGAGCACAUGGGUUGGCUGCAACAUUCGUGGGGCAUCCUGUUGUGGAAGACGCUUUAAGUGCUCAAUUGGGGACGAGCUCGCAAGUAGAUGAAUUGGUGGUUCUUGGAAAAGCAGAUAACUUCCGCAAUGAGCAUGGAAUAUCUUCAGAGACCACCAUUAUCAGUUUACUUCCUGGCAGUAGAUUGCAAGAGGUUACACGCAUGCUGCCUAUUUUUGCUGAUACUCUGAAGUUACUUAGAUGCUCUUUUCCUGAUAUGGUGGCCGUCAUUCCUGUAGCAUCUAAUCAACAUGUUCAGGAACACAUCAAGAAGAAUGUUCAGCAAUGGGUGGUGCCUGCCAUAUUGAUAUCCGGGGAAUCUUCUUUCAAAAAAUAUGAUGCUUUCAGCGCAAGCAAAGCUGCAAUUGCUACUUCAGGGACAGCUGUUAUGGAAUUGCAACUUGCACGGCUGCCUUGCGUUGUUGGGUAUCGUGCCCAUUUCUUGACAGAAUGGUUUAUUCGUUUGAGGACAAAGUCAAAGUACGUGUCCCUACCGAAUAUUCUGUUGGAUUCAGCUGUUAUUCCAGAAGCUCUAUUAUCCAAUUGCACAGCUGAUAGAUUGUCCAUGUUGCUCAACAAAAUCAUUUGGGACGAAAGCCUUCGUGAGGAACAGAUGGCAUCUGCUAGGAACGUGCUUAAUAUUCUAUGCCCAAAGCAGAAAAGUUUGUAUAAUUUGCAUGGGGGAAGGCUUGGAUCUUCAUGCACACCAAGUAUGAUUGCUGCAUCUACCAUUAUGUAUGAAUUGACUUGUAACACUUGAAAAGUGUAUAAUCUCUGUAGCAUCUUUUUGGUUAGGUGAUGUCUUCCUUUUCUCUGGUUAAAUUAAUUUUUUCGGUGGUAGUUUCAUUAUCAUCAGAUGAAUAUUUGAACAUUAAGCACAAUUAUUUAAUCAGUGUUGAGCACGUCUCAUUACAUUUCAAA